Papilio polytes (common Mormon) is the source of this 1578-nucleotide messenger RNA. RefSeq lists its product as uncharacterized. Bases 76 to 1578 code for a protein of 500 amino acids. Gene Ontology annotation, molecular function: protein binding. The record is from RefSeq and is a predicted model, not a curated record. NCBI's taxonomy places the organism in Eukaryota, Metazoa, Arthropoda, Insecta, Lepidoptera, Papilionidae. The transcript has 11 exons.
GCCGCCGCCAGCGAGAGAUACCUCGCACCAGCGCCGCAUAUACCUCGGCUCACACUUGUGCAAUACUACGAGGGUAUGUGGUACUCUGAAAAUGAUCCUAAAAUGGCCGGCCGUUUGAUAUCACAAGAAAACAAAUUCUCCGAGGAUUGGUACAACACAAGAAAACUAGACGAACUGCCAUUCCAACACUAUCAUUUACUAAAAGACGACCCAGAAACAUUCUCACUAAAACCAUACUUUACUAAAUUAGACUGGAUUCAUGAUAAAUUAGCGGCAACUGACUGUGGUCAUUACUUGGAAGACAUCGCAUUAGUACACAUAGACCCUUUGCCAGAACAUUUAGAAGUACUAAAAGAUGUCUUUGAAACGCAUUCGUACGCGUUAGAUUACGACCAUAGACAAUUCUAUGGUCUUCUGAGAACUACGUUAGAGAAGAGGAAGAGAGAAGGAAUAGAGAUAGAGAGUGAGAUAGUAGAACAAUGGAUGGCGCAAGUUUGGGAACCUCCUGUUCCCACUUUUUAUCCUGUUAAUGAAGAUUUCUGGAAAGUGGUAGAGAAUAGAGAGAGAAGGGAUAUGUCUAUGGUCGAAGGGUUUGAUAGUAAAUCUUUUGAUUUGAUCGUGAGGUUUGAUACAAGAGGGAAAUUUAUUGCUACCAUAUCUACGGAGAGAGAGGAGAUAUGCGUUUGGGAUGUUAGUCGGUGUAAAUUAGUCAGAAAGUUGACAGGAGUAACACAUCCUAUAAACCUGGUGCCGAUAGACGAGUACAGAUGCGUAGUGCUUUGCCGGAGAGAACUUAGAGUCUAUGACCUGGAUCAGGGUAAGUUCGUGGUAACAUUGAAGGGUGUGAUGAACCAGAAGAUGCCAUACUACGGGCUGCACGACGCCUCGCAUCUAGUUGCCUUGUCCCGGAACAGGAUGUACGUCAAUUUGAUGAAUAUUGAAACAGGUGAUUGUGUAACAACAUUCAAAGCCGGAGAGGACAGGUUUCUGAACUCUCUACUUGUGUCCGGUGAUGGAAGGAUAUUGGUAUGUGGCGACGAGACUCAGAAGCCGUUCCCGCUAUUAGUAUGGUCGCUGACAUCUCGCAAGUUGCUGUACGACCUUCGUAUACCGCAUCACGACUUCAUCACGUCUAAAGCUGCUAUCACAUACGAAGGUUCAUACGUGUGCGUGGUAUCCCGCGAGCUGGAGGAACCGACUCCGAACUUCAUCGUGGUAUACGACCUGCAGUCGGGGACUCUGUUCAAGAAGUGGAAGCCCGGCUGCGACACCGCCGCGCUCGCCAUCAGCUCUGCCGACGGCUGCGUCGUCUCCGGCCUUGAGGACACCAGGAUACUGGUCUGGGAUCUCGUCACUGGCAACUGUCGUCUAACGCUGCGCGGACACGCGGCCGCGCCCUCCAUGCUGCGUCUGUGCCGCGCGGGCGCCGUGCUGCUGUCCGCGGACCGCGCCGCCAGGGACCUCUCCGUUAGACUCUGGGACCUACAUACAGGCAAAUUAAUCGCAGUGUACACUCCGCCGGAACGUAUAACAUGUUGCGAAGUACUGCUCGGGGGGUCCGUGCUCGCGUCGUUUUAG